Oryzias latipes (Japanese medaka) is the source of this 2709-nucleotide messenger RNA. Its product is annotated as protocadherin alpha-5-like. Gene Ontology annotation, cellular component: plasma membrane. Gene Ontology annotation, biological process: homophilic cell-cell adhesion. The record is from RefSeq and is a predicted model, not a curated record. Gene Ontology annotation, molecular function: calcium ion binding. NCBI's taxonomy places the organism in Eukaryota, Metazoa, Chordata, Actinopteri, Beloniformes, Adrianichthyidae.
UUCUGAUAGCAUUUUUCCCUUUUUUUCUUUCCGUCUGCAACUCCUCCUUCAAGCACAUGAGUCGACUUUUGUUUUACCAAUCACUCGGAGAUACGAUGAAGACAGAGAACGACGGCAUAGGCAUUUGUGGAAGGGAAUAAUCUAAAACUCUGCGGUGGAUUUAAUUGUUUCGGCAAGGCAAUGAUGUCUUUGCGAGGACAUGAAGGAUGCGUGUGGAUACGUUUCGCUGUUGUGCUUUGUCUGUGGGACGGCUCUGCAUCUCAGCUAUCCUAUUCUAUUUCUGAGGAGGUGAACAAAGGCACCGUGGUUGGGAACAUUGGGAAGGAUUUGAAUCUCAAAGUACAAGAACUGGAGAGUCGGGAUCUUCGCAUUAUUUCGAGUUACAAAAAGAAAUACUUAGACAUAAAUUUACGGACAGGAAACCUUUUUGUUAAUGAGAGGAUAGAUCGGGAAGAGCUCUGCGCGCUUGAGGUAAAAUGUUCUUUGAAAAUACAAGCUGGCUUAAAUCAUCCAAUGGAUGCGCACCGCAUUGAGGUAAACAUUCAAGAUAUAAACGACAAUUCGCCUUCCUUUGUGGAACAAUUGCAUGUGUUAAACAUUUCAGAAAAUCUGUCUCCGGGGGAGCGGUAUCCUCUCCCUAUAGCAGUAGAUCCAGACAUGGGAAGUAACGCAGUGAAAAGCUACAAGCUCAGUCCGAAUGAACAUUUUUCUCUGGAUGUGCAAAGCGGAGGAGAAAAUGGAGUGUCGGCUGAGCUGGUGCUGAAGAAGGCUUUGGACAGAGAAAAAGAGCCAGUCAUUACGCUCAUGUUGACCGCUGUAGACGGAGGGAAACCACCAAGAUCAGGGUCUCUGGCUUUAACUGUCAAUGUUGUCGAUGUGAACGAUAAUACUCCCGUUUUCAGUCGCUCACUUUAUAAAGCACGUAUCAAGGAAAACGCUAAGCCUGGAACGUUAGUUGUAAAGUUAAAUGCCACAGAUUUGGAUGCAGGAACACAUGGAAAAAUUCGUUACUUUCUAGUCAAAACUGGAAACAUUGAUCCAUCCAAAAUGUUUGAUUUGAAUUCUGAAACGGGUGAAAUAACAGUAAAAGGCGAAAUAGAUCAUGAAGAGACACGUGCUUUUGAGGUUAGAGUUCAAGCAAAGGAUCAGGGUGCAUCUCCCCGAAGCGCACAUGCGAAGUUACUGAUAGAGAUAAUUGAUGAGAAUGACAACGCACCGGAAAUAUCUGUGACGUCACUGAUGACACCAAUAAAGGAAGAUUCAGAACGGGAAACAGUUGUUGCUUUCAUAACAGUGAGUGAUAAAGAUGCUGGAAGUAAUGGUGUAACUAAAUGUACUAUCGUUGGAUCUGCACCUUUUAAACUCAAGUCCAACUACAAAAAUGACUAUUCUCUAGUUGUAGACGGACCCCUGGACAGAGAAAACAUUUCUGUUUAUAAUGUCACCAUUAAAGCUACAGAUGAGGGGAACCCGCCUCUGUCCAGCAUCCACGUUCUUACUGUUCAGGUUGCUGACGUGAAUGACAACGCCCCCAAAUUUACUGAGCCUGUCAUUAAUGUUUAUGUUAAAGAAAACAGCCCAGUGGGUUCAAUUAUUUCUAAAAUAAAAGCUGUUGAUCCUGAUCUGGAAAAUAACGCAAAUAUUUAUUACAAAUUACGAGAAACUUCUCAAGGAAAUGUUCUGACAUCAUCCCUUAUAAAUGUUAAUUCAGAAACAGGAGAGAUAACCAGCCUUCAGUCUUUUGACUAUGAGAAGUUGAAAACAUUCCAGUUCAAAGUUCAGGCCACAGACUCUGGGGUUCCUCCGCUCAGCAGCAACGUGACUGUGAACGUUUUUGUUCUGGAUGAAAAUGACAACAGUCCCUCCAUUCUUGCUCCUUACUCUGAGCACGGCUCCGUUAACAGCGAGAACAUCCCAUAUUCUGCUGAAGCGGGAUACUUUGUGGCAAAGAUCAGGGCUGUGGACGCAGACUCUGGAUACAAUGCACUGCUUUCUUAUCACCUGUCUGAGCCCAAAGGAAACAACCUGUUCAGGAUUGGAACCAGCAGCGGGGAGAUCAGGACUAAGAGGAGAAUGAGCGACAAUGACCUGAAAAGUCACCCCUUGCUGGUGCUGGUUUCUGAUAACGGAGAACCUUCUCUGUCAGCUACUGUGUCUAUUGAGGUGGUGGUGCUGGAAAGCACCGCUGACAUGCAGACUCCGUUCAGACACGUGCCUCUAAAGGAGGACAGCUUCUCGGAUUUGAACCUGUACCUGCUGAUCGCCAUAGUGUCGGUGUCCGUCAUCUUUCUGCUGAGUCUCAUCAGUCUGAUGGCUGUCAGAUGCCACAGGACAGACGGAAGUUUCAGCAGAUACAGCGCUCCAAUGAUCACCACCCACCCUGAUGGGAGCUGGUCUUACUCGAAAGCUACUCAGCAGUACGACGUGUGUUUCAGUUCGGACACUCUCAAGAGUGACGUGGUGGUUUUCCCCACACCGUUUCCUCCUGUAGAUGCAGAACUGAUCAGUAUAAACGGAGCAGACACUUUUACCAGAACUCAGACUUUACCCAACUCAGAGAAGGUAAGACAUUUUUAAAGGAUUUUUGUGUUAAAACAGUGCGUAAAAAGCUUGUUUUUCGUGCUGAUAAUCCUUUGUCAGAUAUACGCACAAUUUGACAGUAUGAUGAAAAAAAUCAAGAAUGAAAGGAUUGAUUCUUAGAGAAGGCGA